Messenger RNA from Aspergillus sclerotioniger CBS 115572, 1422 nucleotides. RefSeq names its product cleavage polyadenylation factor RNA-binding subunit YTH1 (gene yth1). Lineage: Eukaryota; Fungi; Ascomycota; Eurotiomycetes; Eurotiales; Aspergillaceae. The record is from RefSeq and is a predicted model, not a curated record. The transcript has a single exon. Gene Ontology annotation, molecular function: metal ion binding; RNA binding. The coding region runs from base 393 to 1157 and encodes 254 amino acids.
CUCGGAUUCUUGUUCAUUCUUGUUCGAUUGGCUUCCACGCCGCAACUGCUGACUCAGCAGAGCUAGAACCAGGUGGUUGCCACCGCCUGCCUCCUUGGAAUAUACUGCCGUUCUUGCCAUUCUCUCGUCCGAAUGCAACCGCAUCACUCUUCUCCAGCUGGAUUUUUUCCACCUGCUAAACGCUGAACGGUGCCAAACCUCGUUUCAGACAAUCGGGCAUCGUUUAGGUUUAAUUAUCAGCCCAUUGUAUUUGACUGGCGGACUACAUCCCAGGCAAGGACAUCCCUACUCAGACGUGUCGACGAGCGAGAAGCUCGUCCCUCCAUCGCUGUUCCUUGUCUAGAUCCACGUGUCAGGUCAACUCUUUUCCUUCCGACUCAAGACCAAUCACCAUGGCGGCAGACGUGAGCUACACAGCAUCACGUAUGCUCUCCUCCGACAGCUCUCGGGACCCGAGCUACGAUGACUUUUCCUUCAUCCCCUUCCUGCGCAAAAGCUACGGCUUUGGACUCGCCAGCGAUGUGCCGGUAUGCAAAGCCUACAGUGAAGGCCACUGUCCCCUAGGACCGGCCUGCCCUGAUCGGCAUCCCACCCCCUCGCGCGUCACCACGUCGACCACGACUGCCUCGGGACUAGCUCCGUCCACCACACACGGAUCUCUGGUCUGCAAGCACUUCCUCAAGGGGCUCUGCAAAAAGGGUCUCAAAUGCGAGUACCUCCACGAAUACAACCUCCGCCGCAUGCCAGAAUGUCAGUCCUUUUCGCGGUCCGGCUACUGUCCUAAUGGCGAUGACUGCCUGUACCAGCACGUGCGGGAGCAGGCGCGACUGCCUCCCUGUGAACACUACGACCGAGGGUUUUGUGAACUGGGCCCGCUGUGUGCCAAGCGGCACGUCCGCCGGCGCCUGUGCCAAUACUACUUGGCCGGGUUCUGCCCGGAAGGCAAAGGCUGCGUGGAUGCUCAUCCCCGGUGGUCGGAGAACCUCCCCCGGCCCCAGAUCCGGGUCGAGAAGACGGAAGAGGAGCUGGAGCGGGAACGGGCUUUGAUUCGGGAGGAACAGGAGAAGGAGAAGGAGCGAGAGCGCGAGUGGAGGAGCGAGCGUGGCCGUGGCGGAGGGUUCAUGCGGGGCCGAUACCGGGGCCGGGGACGCGGUUAGAUGGGUGUGUGUUCUUUUCCGAAUUUGAGCUUGAAAAAACGUCGAGAUACCCAGCUGAGAGGCAUGCUAUGCUUGUUUACUACGUUAGACAUAUUAUUGUUCCAUUUGAUCUGAUCUCAUAUACAAAAGCGACUCCACUACUCCGUACCGGGUGACAGGUAGAUAGAUUGGAAUACGAGGGAUGAAGUCUCAUUGGGUACAUUGUGCUAAGAUACAGGGGUACUCUAGGCAUGACAUGGCGCCAUGAUGGGGUCGAUGGAGGUCU